Molecule: messenger RNA, 2256 nt
Organism: Terrapene triunguis (Three-toed box turtle)
Lineage: Eukaryota; Metazoa; Chordata; Testudines; Emydidae
Gene: HOMEZ
Product: homeobox and leucine zipper encoding
Exons: 3
Coding region: 60-1496 (478 amino acids)
Biological process (GO): regulation of transcription by RNA polymerase II
Cellular component (GO): nucleus
Molecular function (GO): DNA-binding transcription factor activity, RNA polymerase II-specific; DNA binding
Source: RefSeq, a predicted model, not a curated record
GGCGCCCUUAAAGGGCCAGUGCAGGGGAAGCCCCGCCCCCUGAGCCUCCAUUACCCAGGAUGCAAGUGGAGCAAAGUCCCAAAACUUGGGAGGAAACUAAAAUCGGAGGAGGAGGGAACGUGUCUCAGGCUCCCCGGGGGGACGUGGGGCUGACGAUUUGGGGUUCAGACCCCCUUACCGCAGCUGUCCCCGUGGGCUGGCCAGCCCGGGAGCCCCAGGCCAAGGACCCCUCGGUGGCGGGGCCAGCCAUGCCCCCCAACAAGGAGUCGCCAGGCAACCCCAGCUCGCCGGCGGCCCUCAUCUGCCUGCCGCCCAUCUCGGAGGACCUGCAGCUGGUGUGGACCCAGGCGUCCCAGACCAGCGAGCUGGACGGCCACCAACCGCUGCGCCAGGCCUUCAGCUACUUCCCCUACCCCAGCCUGGCCGACCUGGCACUGCUUUGCCUGCGCCACGGCCUGCAAUUGGAGAAGGUCAAGGCCUGGUUCAUGGCCCAGCGGCUGCGCUGCGGCAUCAGCUGGAGCGCCGAGGAGAUUGAGGAGACGCGGGCGCGGCUGGCCUGCCGCCAGGACCGCCCAGCCUUCGGGGCCCUGCUGGCCCCCGGCGACCCCCUGACGCAAACUGGUAAGGCCCCGGGAGGCAGGGAAGCCCCCGCGGCCACACACCACAAAGCCAAGCCCCAGGAAUCCCCAGGGAGCUGUUCGGCUGCGGCCCGGGGGCCCCCAGAGCUGGGGAGAGCUUCCGCGGCCCCCCACCCCAAAGCCAAAGAGACGCUGACGCCGCCCCCCAGCCUUUUCCCCACGCCGCCCCCUCCGUGUCGGGCCUGGGCGGAUCCUCCGGCUGGCGCCAGCCACCCGGACACCGCCUGGGACCUCAGCAAACCGUGCCGGUUGGGGGCAGCCGACGCCGCGCCGCCCUCCUCUGGAGCUGCUGUCAAUGGGGCCGAGGCGUGGGCCCGGCCCGGCCACCCCCACAGCACCCUGGAGGCCCAGCGGCAGCGCAAGAGCCGGCGGAAGAGCAAGGAGCAGCUGGCGGUGCUGAAGUCAUUCUUCCUGCGGUGCCAGUGGGCGCGGCGGGAGGAUUACCAGUGGCUGGAGCGGAUCACCGGCCUGCCGCGGGCAGAGAUCAUCCAGUGGUUCGGGGACACCCGCUAUGCCCUCAAGCAUGGGCACCUGCGGUGGUUCUGGGAUAACACCGUGCCCCCCACUGCCGCCCUGGAGCCCGGGCCCCGCACGGACACGGGCCCGCUGGAGCGGUACUGGGCCGCCCGGCAGCAGCUGCGCCAGGACGACCUGCCGGCCCUGUGCCGCGAGUCGGGCAUGGGGGCCCAGCAGGUGCUGAACUGGUUCUACUCCCGCUCGCCCGAGCCAGCCGAGGUGGUGGUGUGCCUGGGCGAGGAGCCUGAGGAUGAGGACGAGGAGGCCGGGCUCAUGGUGCAGGACGACGGGGAGGAGGAGGAGGAAGAGCCGGAGGAAGAGGACCUGGGCACCCAGGAAUGAGGAGCUUCGGAGACUCCCCGGGGAGGGUGGGGGUUGGGGGGAACCAACUCGUGCGCUGGGGCUCUGUUCUGUCUAGUUCCUCCCUCUGUUCUAGAACCCAGAUCUGGGUCCUGCAUCUAGUUCCCCCUCCCUCUCCGUUCCUGGGCCCCACGUUCCCCCCGCCUCUCCCCAGCUCUAGAACCCGGGUCCUUCUCCCUUUCUGUUCUGGAACUUGAUAUCACGCAGUUCUGCUCCCUAGAUCAUUGUUGUAAUUCGCUCUCCAUGCCUCAAGAUCCAGAUCUGGGUUUGUUUCCCCCCCCCCUCGUCUUGGUGCUCUAGAACAAAGUACUGGCUCUCCUCCCUGUUCUAGAAUCUAGGACCCUGUUUCGCUACCUCUGUGUUCUAGAAUCCCAAUCAUGCCCUGGUCCCCUUCCUCUGCUAGAACAGAGGGACACCCCAAGCUCUUCCACAGGCCCUAGAACUUGGAGCUCUUGACCUAGAACCCAGGUGUCCAGUUCCCUCUACCAUGCUCUAGACCCCAGAUACCAUUUCACUCCUAGUCCUCUACUCUAGAACCUAGGUUCUCCGGUUACUGGUUUGUGCUCUAGAACCCGGAACCUUCUGACCAGUUGUCUGGAUUCAGGUAUGCUCCCUUCUCCAGACUUCCCCCACCACUCCCCCUCCUUCAGGCACCUCUGUUUCUAGAGUCUGUCCUGGUUCGUCCCUCCCCCCCUUCUAGAUCACGUUAAGGCCCUCUUCCCCAGAGAGACGGGUGGAGGGA